Messenger RNA from Danaus plexippus (monarch butterfly), 378 nucleotides. RefSeq lists its product as uncharacterized. The transcript is spliced from 3 exons. The coding region runs from base 16 to 378 and encodes 120 amino acids. The record is from RefSeq and is a predicted model, not a curated record. NCBI's taxonomy places the organism in Eukaryota, Metazoa, Arthropoda, Insecta, Lepidoptera, Nymphalidae.
ACAAAAUUUAAUAAGAUGUACCGUAAUUUUUAUAUAGUUCUGCUAACCAUGAUUUUCACGUCAGUGCGAGCUUUUUUCUUAUAUGGAGAAAAGGAGCCCUUAUUAUUUUGUAUCAAAGUAUGUCCAUUAUAUUGUUCACCUCGGAGGCGAGACGAUGAUGCGUCGUCCCUGAUUUACGUGGAUGAUCCACCAUACAUUGAGCACCACAGUUACCACCAUGAAAUACCAUACCACUUCGAUCCGUACUAUUUCUGUAAGCCAAAAACCACGACCACAACAACGACAACCACACCAGCGCCCACAACGACCACGGAGGAACCAACUUGGAUAUGCAUGGUCUGUAAGACUAAAUGUUCCAAAUAUCCGGUUAAAUAUUAA